UCGAUUCGCGUCUGACAAGAAUGGAGAGGGUGAAAACGUAUUGGCUCUUAUCGAAUUUGCAUUUUAUGAUAAAGCGGAUAAUCAAAUGUCCAAAUUUUUCUUACGUAGUCGCAUCUAAAGCGAUCGACACUGAUUGUGAAAUAAUCACUCGAGCAAUACACGAAGGAAGAUCUCGCGCGGCUGGGCUCCCCGAGCCUCGGUCCGGGUCUGCACUUCCUGUUCCUCGAGGUCUCCGGUGCAAACAUUUAACUCGUGACAGUCGUGCUUCGUCCAUCGAAGACCUCGCUCGACGGUGUUGUAGCAACAUUGCUGCGUGUGUUUUUUUUCAAGUUUCGCUACUUUAGUUUUUAUCAAAAGCUCUCUUGUGAUUCGAGUUCCGAAAAACCAACUUUCAGGAUGGAGAAACAGACCGGAAAAACUUAUCUCAAGGAUAUGAUGACAUGGCAAGAAGAAUCGGUCGACGAAAAAACGCUGAUGGAACGGAGCGAAAUUAUUCGAUUUUACGAUCAUUGCAAUGUCCUCGUUACCGGUGGUUCCGGUUUCAUGGGCACAUUGCUCGUCGAAAAAUUGUUGAGAUCAUGUCCGAAUAUCAAAAAGUUAUUUCUGCUCAUGAGAGCCAAAAAAGGAAAAACUUCGGAGGAACGGUACAAGGAACAUUUCGAGGGUCCUGUUUUCUGCAGGCUGAAACGCGAGAGGCCGAAUUUCUUGAAGAAAGUAGUGAUGGUUGAGGGCCAAAUUGAUAAAGAGGGGCUCGGUUUGACGCCAGAGAAUCGUGAAUUGCUGUUGACUUCGAACAUUGUAUUUCAUGGGGCUGCUACCGUCCGAUUCGACGAGACUAUCCGUUUCGCUAUGAACGUAAACGUUCGUGGUACUCGAGAGAUGCUCAUUCUCGCCAGGAAUAUGCCGAAUCUUAAGGCCUUCGUGCAUGUAGGCACAGCGUUUUCACACUGUGUGACAAAAGUGAUCGACGAGAUAUUUUACGACGUGCCACUCGAUGCUGACAAGCUACUGAAUUUGAUCGACAUCCUCGACGACGAUCAGUUGAAGCUGCUAACUCCAUCGAUAGUGGGUGAUUGGCCGAAUACUUACGCCUUCACGAAGGCAAUAGGCGAGGACGUUGUGCGAAAAUAUAGCACAGGAAUCCCUACGUGUAUCGUGCGUCCUUCCAUAAUGAUCGCCACCGCGAAGGAACCGAUACCAGCCUGGAUAAAUAACCUUUACGGUCCUCAGGGCGUUGUCAUUGGUGCUGGUAUGGGUUUGCUAAGGACUCUCCACUGCGAGAGCACCAACAUAGCUGACAUGAUACCUGCGGAUUACGUCAUCAAUAAUACCAUAGCAGCGGCUUGGGGCAUCGAAUCGACGAGAAAUCUGAAUGCGGAGAAAUCGAUGGACGAAAAGCCGGAUUCGAAAAGCACGACGGAUCCGGUAAUUUACAACAGCGUAUCGUCGUGCCAAAAUCCGGUGACGUGGGGAGAAUUCAUGAAGUGGAAUGAGAUAUUUGGUGUGCUUAUCCCAAGCGCGAUGGUCCUGUGGUACUAUUCGUUCACUUUGAACAAACAUUUGUGGAUGCACAAUGUCCACAUUGUACUUUUUCAUUUAGUUCCGGCUGGGAUUCUCGAUACUUUGGCAGUAUUGGUUGGCCGGAAACCAAUGCUUUGGAACGCGUACAAAAAAAUUCACAAAUUCAGCGGCGUCAUAUCGUAUUUCUCGACGCAACAGUGGACUUUCCGUAACGAAAUGGUAAUGAGGCUUUGGGACCGACUGAAUCCUGCGGAUAGAAAACUCUUCUAUUUCAAUUUGGUGGAUCUCGAAUGGGAAGAAUAUUUUUUCUUUUACGUACGAGGGCUCCGAUUAUUCUUGAUGAAAGAUCCUUUGGAAACGAUCGAACGGGGAAAAGCAAGGUACUGGAAACUGAAAAUAGCGCAUAAUUCACUAGUGGCAAUCGCAUGGAUGUUCGUGCUGUGGGUCGCUUACUCUUUUCUACGAUUCAUCUUCUUUGCUCCGUGGUGAUGUCAGAACAGCUUUAGCGAGGUUCUUCAUUCCAAGAAUAUUACAAAACUAUCACACUCACUUUUUCCAAUCACAUAUAAUAUAAUGUAAUAAAUUAUUCUUGUAUAAGUGUC
Messenger RNA from Venturia canescens, 2123 nucleotides. Its product is annotated as fatty acyl-CoA reductase wat-like. Gene Ontology annotation, cellular component: peroxisome. The coding region runs from base 397 to 2010 and encodes 537 amino acids. The transcript has 9 exons. Gene Ontology annotation, molecular function: alcohol-forming very long-chain fatty acyl-CoA reductase (NADP+) activity. The record is from RefSeq and is a predicted model, not a curated record. NCBI's taxonomy places the organism in Eukaryota, Metazoa, Arthropoda, Insecta, Hymenoptera, Ichneumonidae. Gene Ontology annotation, biological process: long-chain fatty-acyl-CoA metabolic process.